Molecule: messenger RNA, 784 nt
Organism: Oncorhynchus tshawytscha (Chinook salmon)
Lineage: Eukaryota; Metazoa; Chordata; Actinopteri; Salmoniformes; Salmonidae
Product: platelet glycoprotein Ib alpha chain-like
Exons: 2
Coding region: 314-784 (156 amino acids)
Source: RefSeq, a predicted model, not a curated record
GAGAAGGAGGGGGUUGGCUUUAGUGUGAUUUGAAUGGGCGUGAGAGAGAGCGUGAGGGACUGAGCAAAUCAACCUGCCUCUUUUGACUGAACAACGGGAUGGAAGAGCUGAGCUCCUAGCCACACUGAUCAGAGAGGAGUUUUAUUUUUGGAGAGGGGAAGAAGGGAGCAGACAAGGGGAACCGAAGAGGGAGAAGAAGGAGAAAAGGCAUCAGAGUGGGGAUAGAUAGCAGAAAAAUGCUGUCAUGGGGAGAGGGGGAGGGAGCAGACAGAAAGGAACAGAAUGAGACCAGGCAGGGUGGAGCGGAGCUGAAAUGUGGAGGUGUCCAGUGGAAGAGACCAAAGAGAAGCAAGCAGGUGCUGAGGGGUGGGAGCUGAUGGAUGACAGAUCAGAGAGGCCAACACACACACAAAUCCUCCCCAACCCAGAGGACAGAGAGCUGGACCAAACCACGACUGGACCACACCACAACUGGACCAAACCACGACUGGACCACACCACGACUGGACCACACCACAACUGGACCACACCACAACUGGACCCCACCACGACUGGACCCCACCACAACUGGACCCCACCACAACUGGACCCCACCACGACUGGACCACACCACGACUGGACCACACCACGACUGGACCACACCACGACUGGACCACACCACGACUGGACCACACCACAACUGGUCCACACCACGACUGGACCACACCCCACCACGACUGGACCACACCACGACUGGACCACACCACGACUGGACCACACCACGACUGGACCACACCACGACUGA